AUGGGUCGUACUCUAAACAAGAAGCUCCUUGCUGUUAUGGUCCCGUUUCCUGCACAAGGCCACAUAAAUCCCAUGUUUCAGCUAGCGAAGAAGCUUGCAGUCGAGGAGGGAUUUGCUGUUAUGUUUGUUAACACCGACUAUCAACACGAACGCAUGGUAGGAGCUAAUAGUAACAAAGAGUCGAGCUUAGUCAGAGAGGCUCAAGAAAUCGGUAUUCGAUUAUUGUCGAUCUCUGAUGGAUUAGGUCCUCAUGAAAGUCGAAAUCAGUUUUCGAAGAUGGUGAGAUCAAUGGAGGCCACCUGUGGGCCUUUACUUUGUAAACUGGUUGAUGAGAUCCAAGAGGAGGAGGGACUGGCUGUUACCUGCUUGAUUGUAGACUUAAUUUCAGCCUACUGGGUAUUAGAGGCAACCCAGCACUUGGAUAUAUCAAGAGCUGUCUUUUGGACAGGGCUUACUGCCUCAUACUCCACCUUCUAUCAUGCUCCAACUCUUAUCUCUUCCGGAAUUAUAACUUCCGAAGGUACACCUACUGAUCAUCGUAUGGUCGAAUACGUUCCUUGGGCGCCCCAAAUCCAUUCUAGUCAGUUUCCAUGGCUCCUUCCAGGAAGCGAAGAUCAGGACUUUCUUUUCCUGAUGACCCUUAGAUGUAUUGAAAGCGCAAAAGGGCUAUUCCAUUUUACCAAUACUGUAAAUGAACUAGAAAUCCCAAUUCACAAAUCCUUUGCAAAAGAAGAUCAAGUUUAUUCCAUAGGUCCCUUAAUUCCUUCACAAUUUCUUGAUGCCCAAUCGGAAAGGACAAUGGGUACAAUGAGCACGGGCUUCUGGACAGAGGAAGUUGAGUGCCUCUCAUGGCUGGACAAACAGCUUCCGAAAUCUGUGAUUUAUGUUGCAUUCGGAAGCGUAGCUAUUUUGAACCAAACACAGUUGGAGGAGUUUGCCCUGGGGCUGGAGGCCACUCAGAGACCAUUUCUGUGGGUUCUGCGGUGUGAUCUACUUAAUGGAGAGCCUGCAGUGCUGCCGUCAGGAUUCAUGGAACGCACAAAACAUCUUGGCUGCUUUGUGUCCUGGUCUCCACAGCUAAGAGUCUUGUCCCAUCCUUCUGUAGCCUGCUUCGUCACGCACUGCGGGUGGAAUUCAACUCUUGAGAGCAUCACCAUGGGUGUUCCAAUGAUCUGUUGGCCUUAUUUUGCAGACCAGUUUAUAGACAGCUCCUUUAUAUUAGAAGAGUGGAGAGUCGGGCUGACUUUGAAUGCAAACAUGAAAGGGAUUAUAGAGAAACGUGAGGUCCAGGAGAUAGUCGAGAGGUUAUUAGAUAGUAAGGAAGGUGCUGAGAUAAGUGAAAAAAUGAGUACGCUGAAGAAUAUGGGCUUCCACCCUGGAGUUUCCUCGCAUAAGUCAAAGAUUCAAGUUCUGCGAAAAGGUCAAAACGGUACUAAGGAGAAGAAGGGAAAUAGGAAUAAUUUGCCAUCAGAGGGUUCUCUUGAAAAGCAUGGCAGUCAUGUGCAACAACGAUAUGGGACCCAACCAGUUGGGAAGCCUGUAAAGCCCCCCCUCGCCCCCAGCUUCAGCCAUAGGAAAACUAGAGGGAGACAAGCAACACACGAGGAACGUCUGGCCAAAAGCAGCUAG
Molecule: messenger RNA, 1629 nt
Organism: Cryptomeria japonica (Japanese cedar)
Lineage: Eukaryota; Viridiplantae; Streptophyta; Pinopsida; Cupressales; Cupressaceae
Product: UDP-glycosyltransferase 85A5-like
Exons: 3
Coding region: 1-1629 (542 amino acids)
Molecular function (GO): UDP-glycosyltransferase activity
Source: RefSeq, a predicted model, not a curated record